Molecule: messenger RNA, 1086 nt
Organism: Serpula lacrymans var. lacrymans S7.9
Lineage: Eukaryota; Fungi; Basidiomycota; Agaricomycetes; Boletales; Serpulaceae
Product: glycoside hydrolase family 28 protein
Exons: 17
Coding region: 1-1086 (361 amino acids)
Biological process (GO): pectin catabolic process
Cellular component (GO): extracellular region
Molecular function (GO): polygalacturonase activity
Source: RefSeq, a predicted model, not a curated record
AUGGCUGCUUCCUUGACAUUUGCAUUACUCGCCUCCCUUGCCAUCGCUGCCCCUACUGCGGACAGUAGCAGCUGCACAGGCACCAUAUCCUCGUUGAGCGAUGUGACUGCUGCUGUGGAGUGCACUACUGUCAAUAUCAACGCGUUCACGGUCCCGGCUGGUGAAACAUUCACGCUAUCCCUGCUUGAUGGUACCACGGUGAACGUCAAUGGCGACGUUCAAUUUGGAAAUGUGAGCUGGGCUGGUCCAUUGUUUGAAGUGAAAGGAAUCAAUGGAAACAACUACCUAUUCGAUGGCGGAGGACCUUUCUAUUGGGAUGGGCUAGGCACUAACGGAGGCACGACCAAGCCUCACCCGAUGAUGAAGAUUGAAAUUUCGGGCACUAUGUCUGAUGUCUACGUCGUUAACUCCCCUGCUCAAUGUUUCUCGGUUUCCAACCCGGCUGCACUCACCAUGACUGGCAUAACUGUUGAUAACUCCCAAGGUGACGCUACGAACUCCCAAAGUAAUGGACUUCCCGCAGGUCACAACACUGACGGAUUCGACGUCAGCGCCGACGAUUUGGUCAUCGAGAAGAGCACUGUGUUAAAUCAGGACGAUUGUCUUGCCAUCAACAAGGGAACCAACCUUGUCUUUAGCGACAACUAUUGCUCCGGAGGGCACGGUAUCUCUAUCGGUUCCAUCACGUCCGAUGUGACCGUAUCAGGCGUUGUCAUCUCAGGCAAUACCGUCGUCAACAGUCAACAAGCAUUCCGUAUUAAGACUGAUGCAAGCGCAACUGGAAGCACUGUUUCUAACGUCACCUACUCUGGAAACACAGCUACAGGUUGUACAGACUACGGUGUUCUGAUCACUCAGAGCUACCCUGCAUCGCUAGGGACUCCAGGGACUGGUACAGACAUUUCCGAUAUCAACUUCAGCGGUUCAACGACAACCUUGACCACCGAGAGCGGUGUUGAUAUGGUUGCGGUUGAUUGUGGUACUGGGGCUUGCACUGGUACAUGGGACUGGUCAAGCUUGAAGGUGAGUGGUGGUCAGGAUGGACCCAUCGAUAACUGCACCGUCAUUACGGGAUUCACUCAGUAA